Lactuca virosa is the source of this 942-nucleotide messenger RNA. The record is from the annotation of a GenBank genome assembly. Lineage: Eukaryota; Viridiplantae; Streptophyta; Magnoliopsida; Asterales; Asteraceae.
CACGUUACCCUCAACAGCCCCCCAUUUCCCAACACCACAAUGAAAUUAUCUCCGCUUUCUUUAUCCACCACCCUCUCUCCUCCUCCUCCCCCGCAACUACUUCACAAUCAUCGGCGGUCAAUUUUCUUUCAAUCGUUCAAGGUCCGAGCCUCUUCUUCUCCGGCGAACUCCUUCUCGAAUCACCGAGUCGUUGUUACGAGAGAACGUGGCAAAAACGACAAGCUCAUCGCUGCUCUUGCAAAACAUGGGAUCAACAGUUUGGAGCUUCCUCUAAUUCAGCAUACACAGUUGCCUGAUCUGGAGAAACUUGUUUCUCUCUUGAGUGCCACUAGUUUUGAUUGGAUCAUCAUAACUUCACCAGAAGCAGCUCUGGUUUUUCUUCAAGCAUGGAAAGCUGCUGGGACCCCAAAUGUGAAGGUAGCUGCAGUUGGAACUGGUACAGCCACCAUAUUUCAUGAAGCUACACCUUCAUCUAAGCAGUUUAUUGAAGUUGCCUUUACUCCAUCAAAAGCAACUGGCAAGGUUCUUGCUUCAGAGCUUCCAAAGCAAGGGAAUGAAAGAUGCAGUGUUUUGUAUCCUGCUUCUGCAAAAGCUGGUCAUGAUAUAGAGGAAGGUCUUUCUAAGCGUGGAUUCCACAUCACAAGAUUGAAUACUUACACAACGGAACCUGUACAACAUGUGGAUCAAACGAUUCUACAACAAGCACUCUCUGCUUCUGUAGUUGCAGUUGCAUCACCUUCUGCAGUUGGUGCUUGGGUGGAUCUUCUACCUGAACCACAGACAUGGGAGGGUUCUGUUGCAUGCAUUGGUGAAACCACUGCUUCAGCUGCUAGAAAAUUAGGCUUAACAAAUGUAUAUCACCCAUCUACCCCUGGUCUUCACGGAUGGGUUGAAACCAUUUUUGAUGCUUUACGUGUACAUAAUCAUCUCUCAAAUGUCUAA